AUGCGUCUGAGAAGUGGCCUCGCGCCUUCUCGUGCGCCCGGCGCAUUCGGGGCGUCGUAUAAAUCGAAAAAUGCCCCUUUCCGCACUCCCCCAUCCGCAAUUCCUCUUCCCCAUUCCCCGUUCCACAUCCCCCGUUCCGCAUUCCCCCUUUCGCAUUUCCCCAUCCGCAUUCCCCGUUCCGCAUCCCCCCUUCUGCAUUCCCCCUACCGCAUUCCCCCUUUCGCCUUCCCCUUCCACCUUCCCCCUUUCCGCGUUCCCCCUUCCGCAUCCCCCCUUCCGCGUUCCCCCUUCCGCAUUCCCCCUUCCGAGUUCCCCCUUCCGCAUUCCCCCUUCCGCAUACCCCCUUCCGCGACGGAAGGGAGGAAGGGAGAGAAGGGAGGGAUGUCCGAGAAGGGAGGGAAGGGAGAGAAGGGAGGGAAGGGAAGCAGGGAGAGUGAGGGAGAGAAGGGCGGGAAGGGAGAGAAGGGAGGGUUGGGAGAGAAGGGAGGGAAGGGAGAGAAGGGAGGGAAGGGGAGCAAGGAGAGCGAGGGAGAGAAUGGGAAGAGUUGGAGAGUUGGGAGGGAAGGGAGAGGUGUACGGGAGGUGGGUAGAGGAGUGCGGGAGGUGGGGAGAGGAGCUCGGGAGGUGGGGAGAGGAGUGCGGGAGGUGGGGAGAGGAGCACGGGAGAUGGGGAGAGGAGAACGGGAGGUGGGGAGAGGAGCACGAGAGACGAGGAAAGGAGUGCGGGAGGCGGGGAGAGGAGCACGGGAGGCGGGGACAGGAGUGCGGGAGGCGGGGAGAGGAGAACGGAUGGCGCGGGGAGGAGAUCGGAUGGCGAGCGCGUGA
Closterium sp. NIES-65 is the source of this 825-nucleotide messenger RNA. The record is from the annotation of a GenBank genome assembly. NCBI's taxonomy places the organism in Eukaryota, Viridiplantae, Streptophyta, Zygnematophyceae, Desmidiales, Closteriaceae.